CGCGCGCGGAUGAGGUGUUUGAGGGGGAGGGGAGGGGGUGAAGUACGGAUAUAAAAAUGAUGAAAAAAAAGGUAUAUCAAGGAAGUGUUACAGAGCUCGCUAUACUACCAAAGUCGAACCGCAUGGAGAACUACUUUGCAAAAUGAACGAAAACAAAAGCUGACAAGGCGACGACUUGACAAACCACGUGUACGUGAUCAGGAAUCGUCGAGUCGAAGCAAAGGAACAUGCUAUCGCCCGCACCGUCCGAGGGUGUGCAUUCCUUGCACAGAUUCCUCGUAUGUAAAACUUUUGUACUUUUUCAAUUUCGACUAGAGAAACUGCCAUAACUUCUGCUUGUACUCAGAGACACAGCUUAUGUUGUACUAACUGCGCCUGUAUGUACGAACGAAUCCUGGAACUCGUGUUGGUGAAGUGCUUGAAAGUAACUCACCUACACGCCCUAGUUGAGAUGAUUGAUGAAAUUGAAAACGAAAUUGAUCACGUAUGCCGCGUGCAAUACCAGAUCUUCUUCUUACAGAAACAUCUUGUUCUUUCUUUCUUCCUUUUUCUGCAGCUAAGAAAGUCUUUCAGCCACGGCCUUAAGAGGAUCAUCCACUGACUCGCAGAACAACAGCAAGGGGUUCCUCAUUGAGGGAGAGUGUCUUGUGGUCUAUUGAUUCACGAAAAAAGGCGUUCUUGUCCCAAAGGAAGGAUUUCGAGUUCAACUUUCGUAGCAGAAUCCAUCGGGGUUAGGGCGAUUAAUUGUUUCGAUGUCUAACUACGUUUUGUAGUCAGAUUCUGCACGACCACGACCUUUCCAGCUGGAAAACGACCCGCAAGUGUCUUAGUGAGCUGAGGAACUGACGUCACUAGGUAAACUAAUCGAAAAGCUCAAGAAAAGAAACAGAGUAUCAAAAAAUAUGAAUAACGCGAACGCGGCGGGUCAGAACCCCAAUGACGGGAAUGCGGAUCCCGUUCCCGCCGCGCCGGCUCCGGCUCCUGUCGUAGCAGCUCCGGCCCAAGGAGCUCAAGAAGUACAACCGGCCGCACCCGGCGUAGGGAAUCACCCUACAAUUGGUGACGUCUACGCGGAAUUCGAGAGGGCGGAGUACUUGAGGCUGAAGGACAAGUCUUGGAGAAAGGUGAACAUGCGAUGCGUCAAUGCGGCAAUUACCUGUUUCGAGAAGAAGCAGCGGGAAGUUGGUGCGACCCGCAUUCAGACCGUCCCCGAGGAACUGGCACGCAAGAUCUUCAGCUUUUUGCGAGGGGAGCCCGGUGCCGCUGAAGUCAAGACGCAUCCCGAAAAGCUAUGGGCGGGAAGUGAGUUUGCGAUCACUGCAACCUACACCAACCUCGACGGGCAAGAGGUGCGGAUCGCGUUUUCGGGGCUGCCACGACAUCCAGUUGGCUACGUGGAUCGUCUAGACGUUGGGCAAAACUCGCAAACCGAAAUGUCACGCUUUUACGUCAAUGCCCAGGAAAGCGCAAGUACUAACUCAAGUACCUCCAGGCUUGAAGAAGCAGCUUUGUUCGUCGCUAGUAGCCCUGUUCCUGUGCGGUGCUUGCGCUCCCUCCGGCUAUCCGUCGGUCAACUUCGUCUCGAGGAGCUCGAGCCCAGCGUGGAAGAGUCUGGGCCCGCGUCCUGUGCGUUACGAUUGCGAUGUACCCGCGUCCCGUGGAAGAAUUCUGGCCGGCCUACUCGUGACAUCACCAUCGGCAUGUGCAUAACUUGCGAAUCCGCGAUCGGAGGUAGUUUCGCUACACUGGCUACAGAGGCGCUUGACAAACUCAACCGUUCCUCCAAAAACUUUUACGCGGAGUGCGAACGUAACAAACCAGGCGCUGAGGUCACUCUCACUGUAUCCGCCAUCGGUCAUUUUUGCACGCAGGAGCGGCGCGGAAACGAAGACCCACAAGCAACUUCACCGCCAGGCGUCGCUGGCCGAUUCAAGACGAUGCUAGAGUUAUGUGCUGUCCACGUAACAAGAGACGGAGAUUUUAAUUUUAGAGGAAUGCCGCAAGAAGAAUAAAGGAGUUUGCCUGGUCACCGACUGCUUAAGUACGUCGCGACCAGCAAAGCGGGCGAGUAGUCUAAGUGACUUGCUCAGGGAAGUGCUUACCUUGACUAAAGGUACACUAGCAUUGAAGACCAAAGUACAAAAGCAUCGAAGACCAAACGUUCCGCGGUUUACGUAUAGUUCGUUUAUAACUAGAGCAAAGAGACGAAGGCCUAGUAGAGAAGCAAGGACAGCAAUCAAAAGCGACGCUGACGAUCACUGUGACAUCAGUGAUGUUGAUCGCCGCAUCUCUAGCACGAUUUGAAAACCACUUUGAGUCGGAUUCGUC
This is a messenger RNA of Amoebophrya sp. A120, 2328 nucleotides long. Lineage: Eukaryota; Dinophyceae; Syndiniales; Amoebophryaceae. The record is from the annotation of a GenBank genome assembly.